Asterias rubens (European starfish) is the source of this 562-nucleotide messenger RNA. RefSeq names its product RNA polymerase-associated protein LEO1-like. The coding region runs from base 1 to 456 and encodes 151 amino acids. The transcript has a single exon. The record is from RefSeq and is a predicted model, not a curated record. Lineage: Eukaryota; Metazoa; Echinodermata; Asteroidea; Forcipulatida; Asteriidae.
AUGGGACUUUCAAAGAAGACACUUUUGGUGCUUGGCCUCUGCUGCCUCGUCGGAAUUGCUUUGUCUUGUCCAAAUGAAGGACCCUAUCCAGGAGAUGACGAGGACCGUCCAAGACCCGGUGACGAUGAUGACUGGCGUCCAAGACCCAGUCAUGUCGAUGACGACGACGAGGAGGACCGCCCAAGGCCCAGUGAUGACGAUGAGGAUCGCCCAAGACCCAGUGAUGACGAUGAGGAUCGACCAAGACCCAGUGAUGACGAUGAGGACCGCCCAAGGCCCAGUGAUGAUGAUGAGGACCGCCCAAUGCCCAGUGAAGACGAUGGUGACCUCCCAAGGCCCAGUGAUGACGAUGGGGACCUCCCAAGGCCCAGUGAAGGCGACGAUGACCGCCCAAGACCCACCCAGGGACCCGGGGACGGCAUGAGCCGUGGACCCGAUGAUGGCCGUACACAGUAGACAGCCAGUAGGCAGAACACCAACAAUAUAUACCACCAGUUAUAGGCCGUACACCACCAUGGUCCAAUAUCAUAAAGCCUGUAAGCAUAUAAACUUGUUAAGCACA